This is a messenger RNA of Aspergillus japonicus CBS 114.51, 1671 nucleotides long. RefSeq lists its product as uncharacterized. Lineage: Eukaryota; Fungi; Ascomycota; Eurotiomycetes; Eurotiales; Aspergillaceae. Bases 1 to 1671 code for a protein of 556 amino acids. The record is from RefSeq and is a predicted model, not a curated record. The transcript is spliced from 2 exons.
AUGCCCUCCAAUCGGAGCUCCUCGGGCAUCAAGACCAUCCUUCCAACGGGGGACAUAGCCAUUGAGCACCUGGACCCUGAAACAGUGGCUGCCACUCUAUCCAGAGCUGUGGUCCAUCGGUGGCGAGUGUCCAGCAGUGAUAUCAUGCGCAACAGCCCAUACUUUAGGGCUCUCUUGGAUCCGCAUAAGUUCGCGGAAGGCAAAAACCUGAUGCACCAAAAGAUCCAAACCCAGCAACUAGCCUCCGAAUCUACGGUUGGGAGCCUAGACUCUCCCGACGACGAGCAAGCCUGGAACACGGAUGGAUUGCCGGUCGUUCGACUUCCAAGCGAUCACUUUUCCUCGCGUCUCGGAACGGAUGCCAUUGAGCUCUUUCUCGAGGUUCUGUCCUACGACUCAUAUGAUGACGAACAACAGCGCGCGUUUGACGCUAGGCUCAGAGUGCAGCCUGUGUCCCUUGUCUCGAGAUUGGUGGAACUAGCCGAUGCUUUCAACUCACCGCAGGCCGUUCAGAAAGCUCUGACACAGUCAGGUUAUGCUUUUGGCAAGGGGAAGGUCCCUCUCAUCAGGUUCGAUGCAGCCUCCUUAUUGAAGCUGCCCGAGGAUCGGAUCCGCCAGACCAUAUUCGUGGCUCGAUUCUCCAAUGAGCACGCCAUUGUUCAGGUGUACACCCAUACCCUCGUCGUGAUGGGGUCGAGAUAUUGGUCGAAUGGCGUCGUUGAAGCUCCUGAAACUCCCACGUUUCCCUGGCGAUAUCUCACUGGUGGAAUAGAAGAGGAACUUUACUUUCGCCGACAGUGCGUCCUCAACACGAUCACUGACCUGCAAGCCCACUUCCUCCGUGCCUACGGAGCUCUCGAAGACCCGACAGACGACGCCUACCCUUCGGCCACAGCAACAACAUCCACAUCUACGGCCACGACAACUACGACAGCAACCCCCCAACCCCGACCCCCAUUCUCCCUGCCCGCCACCUCCACCACCCUCCAUCCUCGCCCCUUCCAAUGCCGCUACGGCUUCGCCAACUCCAGCGCCUGCGACGCCUUCCAUCUAGGCCAAAUGACGCGCUUCUUUGCGUUACGCACCAAGACUAUCUUCCUCGGCUCCACCCUCAUCGACGACCCGGACUUUCUUCUCACACUGGAUGAUGAAGACCACGAUAAUGACGAAGCUGAUGAUGAAGAUGAUGAAGAUGCCAACCUAAUAGCCGAUCACUCACCACCUCCCAUUCAACAACAACAACAACAGACAAAUAUAGCCACACUCCUCGCCUCCCUCAAACAGUGCCCGGACUACCAGAUAGACACCAACCACACGGGCUGUGGCAUCCGCCGCCGCUUCCUUCCGCCGCUGGACUGCAUCGAGCGAUUCGUCGGCGACGCCCGCGGCCUGCUGGGCGUAAAUCUCGCGCCACCGUCAUCGUCAUCGUCCUCGCAGGGGAGUGGUUGGGCCGCGACGACGACGCGGUGGACCCUGACUCCCGGGUCGUGGGCGAACCGGUCCCGUCCGCGCGCGUUGGUGCUAGAUGUGCAUUUGUCGCGGAUCAAUGCUAUCCCCGUGCUGGCGCGUGGGGGUGGGAGGAAGGUCGAGCGAGGGGUCCGGGUGGGCAGCUCGCAGGAGGAGAAUGCGAGGUUGUUGUUCACGGCGCGGAGGCGGAAUUGGGAGGCUUAA